Messenger RNA from Hibiscus syriacus, 1369 nucleotides. RefSeq names its product protein trichome birefringence-like 10. Gene Ontology annotation, cellular component: Golgi apparatus. The transcript is spliced from 4 exons. NCBI's taxonomy places the organism in Eukaryota, Viridiplantae, Streptophyta, Magnoliopsida, Malvales, Malvaceae. Gene Ontology annotation, molecular function: O-acetyltransferase activity. The record is from RefSeq and is a predicted model, not a curated record. Bases 143 to 1120 code for a protein of 325 amino acids.
CAAAAACUGCCGCUAAUCAGUUCCGAUCCUCACAUGGCAUCUUCAGCCUGCAAUCUAACUUUCUUCUCUAAAACCAAACCUUGAGAUCUCUCUCCAGAAGCUUUGAUUUUUUCUUUUCUUUUGCUUUUUAACGUUCUUAAGGAUGACAAAGAACGCAACUAAACAAGACUCAGAUUUCUCCAAGAAAUCCAACCUUGUUGAACCCUUCACUCUGGCUUCUUGUCUCUUAAUUGCCUGCUUCGUUUACUUAAACCACCAGGCUCUCUUCUUCCCUUGGUUUAAACUUAGCUCUGCUGCAUCAUCACCGGCAUCAGAUGUAGAUCAACGCCUCGAGUGUGAUGUUUAUGAUGGGAGAUGGGGUUGGGACGAUAACUAUCCACCUUAUCAUAGUGAGCAUUGCCCUUUCAUUGACAACGGUUUCCGUUGUUCGAAGAACGGUAGACCUGAUAGUUUCUACACUAAGUGGCGUUGGCAACCCAAAGCUUGCAAUUUGCCCAGAUUUAAUGCAACGAAGAUGCUGGAAAAGCUAAGGAACCGGCGCAUUGCAUUUGUAGGUGACUCAAUCGGGAGGAACCAAUGGGAGUCCAUGCUCUGCAUGCUUAGCUCUGCAAUUCCCAACAAGGAUUCAAUGCACGAGGUUAACGGAAGCCCCAUCACAAAGCACAAAGGCUUCUUGGUCUUCAGGUUUGCGGAUUACAACUUCACGGUUGAAUAUUACAGAGCCCCAUUUCUAGUGGCUCAAGGAAGUGCCCCAAGAGGAGCUCCAAAGGCCGUUAAGAUGACUCUGAGACUGGACCUUAUGGACCGGACUUGGCGUCGAUGGGUUGAUGCAGACGUGCUGGUUUUCAACACUGGUCACUGGUGGAGCCAUGACAAGACCACGAACCGCGGCUGCUAUUUCCAACAAGGAAUGGAGAUGAAUUUAAACAUGGACAUCACAGCCGCAUUUCGGAAAUCAAUCGAAACUUUACUCGACUUUAUUCAUGGUCAAGUAAAUACCAGCAAGACCCAAGUUUAUUUCCGAACCUAUGCUCCUCAACAUUUCAGAGGUGGUAGCUGGAGCAACGGUGGACAUUGUCACCAUAUAAAAUUGCCCGAUUUCGGUUCGUAUCCUGAUUAAACCGAAGAACAUGUCGAGAUACUGAGUCAUGUACUGUCGAAGAAGCAUCCGCGGGUGAUUGAAACGAUGAAUGUGACUCCCAUGACAUUUACAAGGCAAGAUGGGCAUACAUCUUUGUAUCAUUUCGGGCGAGGGAACGAAACGGAACCCCCCGGUGAAGAUUGUAGCCAUUGGUGCUUGCCCGAAGUGCCCGAUUCGUGGAAUGAGCUUCUCUAUACACUUUUUCUCAGGCGUGUGUCUGCUCACUCC